Molecule: messenger RNA, 611 nt
Organism: Helianthus annuus (common sunflower)
Lineage: Eukaryota; Viridiplantae; Streptophyta; Magnoliopsida; Asterales; Asteraceae
Product: L-type lectin-domain containing receptor kinase IX.1
Exons: 2
Coding region: 1-456 (151 amino acids)
Biological process (GO): protein phosphorylation
Molecular function (GO): protein kinase activity; ATP binding
Source: RefSeq, a predicted model, not a curated record
AUGUUGGCUGGAACCUUGGGUUACAUGGCUCCUGAAUGUGUAGUAACCGGCAAAGGAAGCAAAGAAUCAGAUGUCUUUAGCUUUGGAGUUGUUGCAUUGGAAAUUGCUUGUGGGCGGAAACCCAUCGAUUACAAUGCUCAAGAAUCCCAACAACGUUUGGUAGAAUGGGUAUGGGAGCUAUAUGGUACUGGGAAACUUUUAGACGCGGUCGAUCCGCGUCUAGGAUCGGAUUUUGAGGAGGAGGAAAUCAAACAGUUGAUGAUCAUUGGGUUGUGGUGCCAGCAUCCUGACUUGAAGCUUCGACCAACAAUGAGACAAGUGAUUCAAGUAUUGAACUCUGAAGCUUCCCUUCCUGUACUAUCCUCAAAGAUGCCUGUAGCGUCUUAUUCGACGCCUUCCAUGCCGUUGCUCUUUGGUGUCGCUUCUCUCGCCCAAAACCAAUCGCCAGAGCAAUGACAUGAAUAGAUUGGGGAUCGCGAAUUGCUUUAUUGACAGCGUUUUUGGACCACAAACGGAGCCAUCUUUUAUAUUUUCUGUUGAUUGUUCUGUAAGUAUCACACUGCGAACUAUUGAUCAACUUGACAAAUCCAUUGAAUCAAUCUUUUUUUUUU